Molecule: messenger RNA, 1791 nt
Organism: Clonostachys rhizophaga
Lineage: Eukaryota; Fungi; Ascomycota; Sordariomycetes; Hypocreales; Bionectriaceae
Source: the annotation of a GenBank genome assembly
AUGGCCUCUGCCGGCUCCGGUGGCUCUCUGCCGCCAAAUUUCGUACUGACUCCUCAGCAGCAGAGUCUUCUUUUCGCUGCUCUCAACUCCAACAAUCCUCAACUGUCGGGCUCUUCUAGCAGCCCCGGUCUUUCUGCGACCCCCAAGCCCUUCAAGAGCGAGCCCGAACAGGGCCUCGGCGGCGGCCAGGGCUUUACUGAUAACUCGCUCAUGUAUGGUAAUUAUGAUUAUGACUUCGCCGAUUCCAGCUUCGAUUUCUCAUUUGCGGACGGUGACCAAACUGCCCACACACUGGCAGACGCCCCGGAAACUGUUCAAUCGGAAUCGUCUGAUGGUGAUGCGAAUGAAUCGAAUGAGAAACGAAGCUACCCCGAGGAGGAUGAAGAGGAUGAAGGCAAGAGUGCCAAGCGCCGUGAGAGCACCGAUAAGGCGCCUAAGAAGCCCGGCCGCAAGCCCCUCACCUCAGAACCAAGCUCCAAACGCAAAGCUCAGAACAGGGCCGCCCAACGGGCAUUCAGAGAGCGCAAGGAGAAACAUUUGAAGGACCUUGAGACCAAGGUUGAAGAGCUGGAAAAGGCCUCCGAGGCUGCCAAUCAUGAAAACAGCAAGCUGCGUGCCCAGGUCGAUCGCAUGAGCGUGGAGCUCAACAUGUACAAACAAAAGUUGCAAGUCGUUGGUAACCCCAAGCCCGCGACUGGUCCCAAGGUGCCAUUUGGAAAUGCCGCUGUCAGCAACCUCAGCGACGUCAGUUUCCAGUUCAACUUCCCCAAAUUUGGCACUCUUCCUGGCCCAGCGACCGUCAAGCCCGCUCAAAGAUCAGUUUCACAGCCUCACAGCCCGCACACGCAAGUGCAGGCAAAUAGCCCUAACAGAGGCUCAAUAUCGGACAAAAUGUCUCCUCAAUCGAGGGCAUCACCCCAAGAUGUGUCAGCAACCAAAUUUUCGAGUGUCUUCACACCAUCCAUGGCCAGUACCAUCACAAAUGAUUCCAAAUAUAGCCUGGAUUCGGCACAGUACGGUCUUGGGGCAACGAGCUCACCGUCCGCUUCAUCUAAUUCAAAUGUUGGCGCCAGUUCCUCUUGCGGCACUUCGCCUGAGCCAUUCACACAGUCUCCCUCAGGCUCGAAGCCUAUCGAACUGAUGACAACCAUUGGAGAAGAACAGCCCUCCCUGUCAGCGGACACUUUCUCCCAAUUUGCGAACGUUGACUUCAACAACGCGAACAACUUUGAUUGGCUUGCGCAGCAGAACGGUGGCAACUUUGAUCCCCAGUUGUUUGGGGAUUACCGUGAGCCUCAAGAAAGCAUUCUCUCCAACCCGUCGUUUGACGAGCUCUUCAACGAUUCCCUCGAUGCGGACUUCUUCACUCCUUACAACGUUGCCCCCAGCCCUGCGCUGCACAAGAAGAACUUGAUUGACGAAAUCGACGCUCAGAAGGAUGACUUUGACGAUAAAAUUGCGAAGAAGGCAGACAUGAGCUGCAACCAGUUGUGGUAUGACCUGAAACCUUCUUUCGGAAGCCCUCCAGACGGUAACACUGAUAAAUUGGACAGGGAGAAGUUACAGGCCUGCCCGAAAGCUCAAAACGGCGAAUUUGAUCUCGAUGGGCUUUGCUCCGAGCUCACCAAGAAGGCCAAAUGCUCAGGCAACGGCCCUGUCGUUGGUGAACACGACUUUGAUACUCUGCUCAAGAAGUACAUGGGGAAGGAUGUAUCUUCCGAAUGUGUCGCUGAGACUCUUGGGAUUGAAGUGAGCCGAACCUCCAAACCAAACGGUGUCAAUCUAUCCUAG